Molecule: messenger RNA, 1666 nt
Organism: Rhizopus microsporus ATCC 52813
Lineage: Eukaryota; Fungi; Mucoromycota; Mucoromycetes; Mucorales; Rhizopodaceae
Product: cysteine proteinase
Exons: 2
Coding region: 110-1666 (518 amino acids)
Biological process (GO): protein deubiquitination
Cellular component (GO): cytosol; nucleus
Molecular function (GO): cysteine-type deubiquitinase activity; cysteine-type endopeptidase activity
Source: RefSeq, a predicted model, not a curated record
CCGCCAAGCUUCAAAAAGACUUAAGACAGAGUAGCCAAGAAAAUGAAAUCCAGCAGUUAUAAUUCUUUUUUUUUGGGCAGAAAACUUUUUCUUCUUCUUCUCUCUCUUUAUGGAAAAGAAACCUCACUUGCGAAAAAGAGAUAGGAUUUGGAAUUUCUUUCGACACAAGAAGCAUGUAGGGACACUUCAGAGAAGAGAUACGACAACGGAACAAAAGGAAAAGAUUACAUGUUUAUCCACCUAUGCACAGCAACACUUUUCACUUUCACUAGAUUCGGAUAUCUUUGAAAGUUUACUUGAAGAUAACGAUUGGGAUUUAAAAAAAGCAAUCGCAGAUCUAUCUGAUUAUGAAGAAGCUUCGCAUGGUAUACUUAUAGAGCCACCUCAAGGACAAGUCUUGCUCGGACCAGAGAAUGAUGGAGGCACCAGUUGCUAUAUUGAUGCACUCUUGUUUGCCAUGUACAUAUCCAACACAACAUUUGAUCCGUUGUUAACCUAUGAUAUACCACCUGAAAACGAAGCCAAAGUCAAAUUACAGACGGUCAUGAGACUGUUUGUGAAUAAACUGAGAAAGGGUAAUUUCAUUAGCGCCAAUUAUGUUCACUGGCUUAGAAAAGUGCUCGAGGAAGCACAAUGGAAUGGAAAGGACGAAAACGGUUAUUGGUCACAAGAAGAUACGAGCGAACUGUUUAUGUUUAUCACCGAGACAUUUGAUUUGCCUUAUUUACCUUUUCAAAUCAGAUUAUUCCAUGGAGCAAAUCAUGAUACAAAUGAUGAUAGAGUCAUGACGGACCGAGUCUUAUCUCUUUCUAUACCACAAAGCAACAUGAAUACAAGGUUAAAAUUAGAAGAUAUUUUAUUAGACUAUUUUUACAACAACAUCAUUACUGGCAUCAAACGACAAGUGGACAUCCAACUUCAACAACAACAGCAGCAACAACAACAAAGUAUCAACCAAGACAUUUGUGAAGAUAUCCUAUCAUCACCAACCUUUGCAAGUACAAGUGAAAAGAAGAAAAUAUUAGAACCAACAAAUACGCAACAGGAGGUGAUUGCAUGGCAGGUACUCGAGCUGCUGCCCUUUUAUAGUGCAACCAAUGAGCAAGGAGAACUUAUCAAUACACAAUUUGACUCAGCUUUCCCAGAUACACGGAUGAUUUUACCCAUCGUUCUCAAGCGGUACUUUUACGAAAACACAGAAAUCAAAAAGAACAAGAUACCGAUCGAUAUUCCAUCCACCAUUGACUUUAACCGUUUUAUCAAUCAAAACAUGGACGAUCCAGUGUGUACAACAUGUGGUCAGAUGAACGAUUGGACACUUUAUCUCAAGAGUGUUGUGUGUCAUAAAGGAAGUUCACCUUAUUCAGGACAUUAUAUAUCCUAUGCAAGAGCAGAGGAAGAGUGGAUAAAAUUGGAUGAUAUGAACAAGGAGAUGAGGGUGACACCAGUCAAGGACCAAGCAAAGAUGUUUGCUGAUUUAGCGGAGAAUGCAUAUAUUCUAUUUUAUGAAUUGGAUAAAACAUGUCAGCACCACAACGAUAAUAAUUCUCAUAGUUCUAAUAGUAGUGGUAAUAGUAUUAAUAAUAGUAAUAAUAGCAAUAAUAAGCCAUCAUUAGAAAAGGCGCCACUAAAGGAUCAUCAUCAUUAUUCUUGCAUUUUGAUGUAA